Messenger RNA from Mya arenaria, 3471 nucleotides. RefSeq names its product zinc finger protein 184-like. The coding region runs from base 78 to 2549 and encodes 823 amino acids. Gene Ontology annotation, biological process: regulation of transcription by RNA polymerase II. The transcript is spliced from 2 exons. Gene Ontology annotation, molecular function: DNA-binding transcription factor activity; RNA polymerase II cis-regulatory region sequence-specific DNA binding. The record is from RefSeq and is a predicted model, not a curated record. NCBI's taxonomy places the organism in Eukaryota, Metazoa, Mollusca, Bivalvia, Myida, Myidae.
GCUUCUCUAAAAAUGGCUGCUGUAAAAUCAAAACUGAAACUACUAAUAAAUCAGCUGAUCUUUGUUAUUUAUUUAAAAUGGUGAAUGUUUUCUGCAGAGUUAACGCAACAAUAGCCCAAGAAUUCUUCGACUCUUUUCCUGCAGUUGUCCAUGUAGAUGCAGUGCUGACAAAAAUUUGUGACACAGAAAAUGUCAGCAUUUCCAAGUCUGAUGACAGUGUUGUCUUGCAAGGAACAUUGCACUCAUUGAUCAACGUUCAGAAUGCUUUAAUGAAUACUCAAGCAGUGUUUGGAUCAAUGGACAGCUCGUACACUCCAAUGGAGAACCAGACCCCAAUUGCCAACCAGUCAAUAUCAUUCUCGGCGCUGGUUGAGGCUGCUGAAGCUCUCAGUCGUGGUGUUGGGGUUACGCAGAAUGAACCGGAUACAUUAAUCUUGAAAAGAGAGCAUGAUUAUGUCUCACAGUUUCCUGGAAACAACAUAUCCACUUUUGCUGAUCAUGGGAAUACGAGUGAGCCUGCUCAUGAAGACUUUGAGGACAGUGCAGAUUUCAUUGACCCGAGUCAGCCACAAAUGUUGGAGGAAGAUACCGAUGAAGAAAGAUACCUUAGCGAAUUUAACGAUUACGAGGAUGAUGACUCUGAUAAUAAAGAUGCACAUAGCGAUUGUAAAGUUAAAGUAGAGUUAAAUGAUUUCUCAGAAAUGACCAAUGAUGGUGAUGUUAAAGUAACUGAUGUUGGUGGUAAUGAAAAUGUUCUGAACAAUUGGAAAGUUGGAAUAUCAGGGAAAGUACCAAGUGAAAAAAUGGAGAGCUUUUUACAUGAUUUUAUGGUGCAGAAACUGGUUGAAGAAGAACUUAAGAAAGCAAAAAGUAUUGUAAGGAAGAAAAAUGAAAUUAUCAAAAUGGGGACAUCAAGUAUUAAACAGCUUCUUAAAAAACAAAUUUAUGAAAACGCUACACACUCUACCGUAAAAUCAUGUGAUUCAAAUGCUACUGAGCCAUCUGAGGACUCAAUGGAGGGCAGUAAAGAUUCUCUUGUAAAAUGUAGAGUUUGUGAAAAAGUGUUUUUGAAUAUCAAAUACCUGACUCGCCAUUAUGUGACACAUGAGGACAACCCUAGUACUUGUGAAAUAUGCGGAAAACUAUACAAAUGCCAGAAGAGUUUUGCUGCCCACAUGAAAACUCAUAGAACAGACUAUAAAAAGAAAGAAUAUAAAUGUGAAGAAAAUAACUGCAAUAAGAUGUUUGCAUCAAAAUUUAAUUUGGAGCUUCAUAAUAAAAAUGAACAUCUUGGUAUCAAAAUGAGCUUUCUUUGCCAGGAAUGUGGCAAGAGUUUCACAAAAAAGCAUACCAUGCUGCAGCAUAUGAAUGUUCACAAAGGUUUGAGGCCAUUUGUAUGCCAGGUAUGUGGAAAGUCUUAUGCAUACGAGUCUGCAUUGAGAGACCACAAAACCGUGCACUCACAGGAGAAGAAAUUUGUUUGUUCCCACCCAUCCUGUGGAAAGGCUUUUAACCAAAGGUCUACAUUGAAUGCCCACCGUGCCAUUCACAAGGAGACAAAAGAUUUCAAAUGUGAAACUUGUGGUCGAGGAUUUACACAGAAACAAGCAUUACAAAGGCAUGAAAGAGCACAUGAUGGCUUUAGACCGUUUCAAUGUAAACUUUGUAGAAGAAACUUUGGUGACCCUUCAGUUGUUAGAAGACAUCUCCAGUCAGUCCAUAAGAUUAACAAAGAUGUGAGCACUUGGCGAGAAGACAUCGUUCAGAGAAAUCAUGAUGAUGAGGAGAAAGAGAAAGACAACAUUGACAAGACAACAAAAUCAAGCUCAAUCCAAGAGCAAGUUUUAAACAAUAUUGUUCACCAGCAAUUGGCUGAACACACUUAUGUUUCAAACGUCAAUGAAACUCAAAAACAUAAUGUGCUACCUCCGUUUAACCCUUAUCUCAAUCUGGAUGGAACACAAAAUGAGUAUGCUCCUUUACCUUAUUAUCAGGACCAUCAAAUGAAAUCGAAUACUAGUAAAUCACAUGCUGUUGCAUUUCUUGUUCAAGAUCGCACUACAAGCAAUACAGCCUCAAACACAAUCAUGCUGGAAGUACCAAAGAGUGACGGAAACUAUCAAACAGAAUUAAUGCCAGUUCAGUUGAUUCAUUUACAACAAACCAAUCACCAACAGAGUAUAGUAGUUCCGGAUAGUGAACACUUGCAGUUGUUUACAGAAAACUUAGACGGAACAUUCUCAACAGUAAAUGAACAGACCUCUUCAAGUAAGAGGAAGAGCGCAGAAAGUGUUUUAAAUAUCCCCAAGCAUAGCGUUCCUGUGCCUGUUGUGGUGACUUCUGCAGUGACACAAACAGUUGAACAGUUGAAGCCAGAUGGAACAAUGGCUGAAAGUGAUGCCAUAAAGGUUUUAAACCUGGGAAAGGAGAGUGACACACCAUCUUAUACAACUCUGUUUUCUUUACACUCCAGUUUUGCUCAUCCCAUCUCAUCCGUUGUUGCGAAUGAUAUUCAGAACUUGAAAUUGUUUAAUACUGACAGACCUUAGUGUCUCUUUCAUGAAGUUGCCAUGAUGUGUAUUAUAUUCUUUAAUAUUUAUUUUUAAUAUUUAUUUUAGAAUAGCAUAAGUUUACAUGUUUAGUUGUGCAAUUAUUAUAAUGACUGUCUAUGAAGUUGAACUGCUGUCUUUGUCAAAAAGCAAUAAAUCUUAUAAAAAGAUUACUAAAUGUUGUAAAAUACCCCAAACAGGGAUUUGAUAGGGAAAAGGUAUUGAAAUAUUUUGAAAUCCCACCUUAAAUUAAAAUGACAAUAUUGUUGAAGGGUUAUUUUUUGUUCAUUUUUGGACUGUCUUUGAAGCCACAUUUUAGAAGCAGCGAUUCAACAUAUUGUAUUAUGAAGUUUUAUUUCAUUCCCUCCUAUAGUUUUCAACUAAUGCUGCAGACAAUGCAAAGCAAAGCAACAAAGGUCAAUAACUCUGCAGUUAAACAUUAUGAUAAACAUGUAUAGCUGGCAGAACAACUAGCUAAGCAAUAUAUUCCCAGCUUCCUGGAAAGGGGCGUAAACAGAAGAUUGAACCUUUCUUUCAGCGCUUGAGAUGCUACUUGUAGGCGUCAUUGACAUACUUGUGUUGACUGGACUGUGUUGGAAAUUAAAUCCGUGACCUUUUUGAAGGCUUUCCAGUGCUUUUGCUCAGAAAAAGGGGAUUUGCAUUAAACUAGGGGCCUUUACUUUGAUUGUAAUUAAUCUCUGCAGUAUGGGCAAUUUUCAUGUUCUACUUUUUAAAGCACUUUUUUUAAUCUAAGUAGAUGGGGUGGAUGGGAUAUACACCCUCAGUAUAAUAAUUUAGUACCAUGUUAGAGCGAAGCUACCAACAGUGAAACAAUUAUAUCUCACAGAGUAUAUUUUAUAGGAUUUUUUUACUAUUAAAUUAAAAGGGUAUACAAUUACCAGGAAAUAAAUGGAUUAUACAC